GACCCGGCGAGGAGGAGCGGCGAGGAGGAGAGCCGAGGCGCAGGCGAGGGGAGCAGGACGCCUGCCAUGUAAGCAGCCAGGAAAGGGGGAAGCCAGCAAGAGGGAGCCGAGCCGAGCGCCCCGGGCCGGCCAGCGGGUGGGUAGAGGAGGGGAGCCGAGCGCAGGUCCCCCUCGGCUGCCGCCGCCGCCGCCACUCCCGGCGCACGAAAGACGCUCCAACUUUGGCCGAGUGGGAGAGGGGCGCCCCCUCAUCCACCCCUCCGCCGCCCAGAGUGCAAGUUUGGCGCGGUGAUCCUCCUCCUCCUCCUCCUCCAGGACUCCGGUGCAGCCGGAUGGCGCGUCGGCGGCGCUGAGUGAGCUCGCCCGGGGCUGGCCGUCGGCGCUGGGCUGCGGCUGGGGCCUGGGCUGGGGCCGGGGCGGGGGGUUUCCGAUGCGCCAUGUCGCUGCUGCCCACCUUCGGCUUCACGCAGGAGCAAGUGGCGUGCGUGUGCGAGGUGCUGCAGCAGGGGGGCAACAUCGAGCGGCUGGGCCGCUUCCUGUGGUCGCUGCCGGCCUGCGAGCACCUGCACAAGAACGAGAGCGUGCUGAAGGCCAAGGCCGUGGUGGCCUUCCACCGGGGCAACUUCCGCGAGCUCUACAAGAUCCUGGAGAGCCACCAGUUCUCGGCGCACAACCACCCCAAGCUGCAGCAGCUCUGGCUCAAGGCGCACUACAUCGAGGCCGAGAAGCUGCGCGGGCGACCCCUGGGGGCCGUGGGCAAGUACCGGGUGCGGCGCAAGUUCCCGCUGCCGCGCUCCAUCUGGGACGGCGAGGAGACCAGCUACUGCUUCAAGGAGAAGAGCCGCAGCGUCCUGCGAGAGUGGUACGCCCACAACCCCUACCCGUCCCCCCGCGAGAAGAGGGAGCUGGCCGAGGCCACCGGGCUCACCACCACCCAAGUCAGCAACUGGUUCAAGAACCGGCGCCAGCGCGACCGGGCCGCCGAGGCCAAGGAAAGGUACGAGGAAAACAACGAAAACUCCAGCUCUAAUGGCCACAACCCGCUUUCCUCUUCCCUGAACGGCAACAAGGCGGUUUUGGGCAGCUCAGAAGACGAGAAAACGCCCUCCGGGACGCCGGAUCACUCUUCGUCCAGCCCGGCCUUGCUGCUCAAUGCGAACCCGGGCUUACAGCCGCUCCACGGCUUGGGCCACCCCCAGGGUCCGAGCGCCAUUCCGGUCCCCAGCGCGGACCCGCUGCACCACCACAGCUUGCAAGACUCCAUCCUGAACUCCAUGUCCUCCAACCUGGUCGACCUGGGCUCCUAAGGCCCUCUUCCUCCUGGGGCCCGCCAGCCUCCCCUGAACCCAAACCCUGGACCGUCGAAAGGGACGGCAGACGCAGCAAGCCUGGCCUGGGUUGUCGGGCCGGGCAGGGAUCGACCUGGGACUGGGAGCUCAGCCAGUCAGUCCGCCAGCCCUACUGGGCGAAGCCUGGAGAAGGCUCCGAGAAGAAGGCGCUUCGGUUUGGACUAAAUGCACAUAAUAAGAGGCAGCCCCAUCCUCACCAGUUCUGUAUCUCUUGGCACUUGCUGGGGCUCGACCCCCAGGGUUGCCAACGUUUCCACCGGCUUGUGCAGCUUUGCGUUUAGUUACGCCCUA
Sphaerodactylus townsendi is the source of this 1640-nucleotide messenger RNA. RefSeq names its product SIX homeobox 2 (gene SIX2). Gene Ontology annotation, molecular function: RNA polymerase II cis-regulatory region sequence-specific DNA binding; DNA-binding transcription factor activity, RNA polymerase II-specific. Gene Ontology annotation, cellular component: transcription regulator complex; nucleus. Lineage: Eukaryota; Metazoa; Chordata; Lepidosauria; Squamata; Sphaerodactylidae. Gene Ontology annotation, biological process: regulation of transcription by RNA polymerase II. The record is from RefSeq and is a predicted model, not a curated record. The coding region runs from base 438 to 1307 and encodes 289 amino acids. The transcript is spliced from 2 exons.